Hypanus sabinus (Atlantic stingray) is the source of this 14179-nucleotide messenger RNA. Its product is annotated as polycomb group RING finger protein 3. The transcript has 10 exons. NCBI's taxonomy places the organism in Eukaryota, Metazoa, Chordata, Chondrichthyes, Myliobatiformes, Dasyatidae. The record is from RefSeq and is a predicted model, not a curated record. Bases 53 to 919 code for a protein of 288 amino acids. Gene Ontology annotation, biological process: regulation of transcription by RNA polymerase II. Gene Ontology annotation, cellular component: PRC1 complex.
UGCCGGCGGCCGGAGUCGCGGGCCAGUGACGUCAGGCCGCGGCUGUCCAUCAAUGAGUCCGCCGCACCUCAACCCUGCUGCGCCGCCGACACAGGUGUUUCACACAACUACUCAAGUGUUCCGAUCUUUGCCGGCCACAUCACAUGACUACACUGCAGUGCUCCGCGUCAGAGCAGCGCAGGGUUCAAAGAUGCUGACAAGGAAGAUAAAGCUCUGGGACAUUAAUGCUCACAUCACAUGUCGACUUUGCAAUGGAUAUUUGAUUGAUGCUACCACAGUCACAGAGUGCCUACAUACCUUUUGUAGGAGCUGUCUUGUGAAAUAUCUUGAAGAGAAUAACACCUGUCCGACCUGCAGGAUCGUCAUUCACCAGAGCCACCCACUGCAGUACAUAGGACACGAUCGUACAAUGCAAGAUAUUGUCUACAAACUGGUGCCUGGUCUCCAAGAAGCGGAAUUAAAAAAACAAAAAGACUUUUAUCAGAAACUUGGCCUUGAAAUGCCUGGAGAGGUGAAAGGUGAGACGUGCACAGCUAAACAACUGUUCGACACACUCCAUGACGGUGAAACAAAGCCAGAAGAUGAAUCAAAUAAACAGAAAAUGGAGGACAAGCCAGAGGAAGAACAUGAUUAUCACAGAAAUGAUGAGCAGGUGAGCAUCUGCCUGGAGUGUAACAGUAGUAAACUGCGAGGACUGAAGAGAAAGUGGAUUCGAUGUUCAGCACAGGCUACUGUUCUGCACCUGAAGAAAUUUAUUGCCAAAAAACUCAACUUAACAUCAUUUAAUGAGUUGGAUAUUCUAUGCAAUGAAGAAAUCCUUGGAAAGGAUCAUACUUUGAAAUUUGUCGUUGUCACUCGAUGGAGAUUUAAGAAAUCGCCACUUCUGCUACAUUACAGGCCAAAAAUGGACUUACUAUGACAUCAAGUUUUAUUGCCAGCUGAACUUGAUAAGGUGCAACCUUUGCAGAGACUGUCACCCAGCACCCAGACAAUGCAUCACUGGAUCUAGCAUGUGGCACACACCAGCAAAACGCACAUACCAGAUCAGAGGUCCUGCUCAACUGGGACCGACUCAACAGCAGCCUGCUUCUGUGCUCUCUCCUAACCUUGUGUUGGAAAUGCUCAUGUUUAAGUGGGUUUACGUCAUAAUGUUAUUAUGAAAGGAUCAAAUGAAAUUGCACCAAGACACUUUUUUAUACCUGGUUUCUAAAGACAAUGCAGUGUGCUGAAUUUGAUGUGUUAGGCGGCUUUGUUGUGGGCACAAGAAGUCUUUUCUAGUUUACAUUUUGACCUUUGCUUUAGCAGCUCUGUGAUUUGGAAAUGUUUCAAUGAUGUUUGAAUUAAGCUGUGGGUUACUUUGGCUUUCUUAUUUAAAGGACCUUUGGAAAAAUUUUUGUAGUUUCAACUCAAAAAUUGUGGACUGAAGUUGGUAGAUUUUUUAAAAAAAUCUAAUUGUGUGAAAUUGCCCUGUUCACUGUUUGAACAAUAUUAACCCAUGAGUUUGUGACUUUAUGAAACACAGAGUCCCCAUUUUUCAAAUAAUUCUGUUUCUAGGUGCAGAUUCAAGGUGAUAUUUAACCCUUACUUCAAAAUUGAACUUUUUUUUUACAAUGCCAAUGUUCCAGUUUUGGGGAACUACAUUACAGCAUUAUAUAAUGCACUACUCCCUGUCUGUUUCCUGGCCUUGCAGCUGUAGAAAUGGCAGCAUUCAGUAUGAGCACUGGCUAGAAACGUACUCCAACAUCUGCUGGAAUCUAAUCUGCCUCUGCAAUUGCUUAUAGCCAUUCAUAUUCAGUCCUGGCAGAUUAGUCCCAUUCAUGGUCACAUGUCCUAUCAGCUAUAUCAGUUGCUGAAUAAAUAUUAAAUUGCCUAUUUAAAUUGUUUAAUGAGAGAUUUCUGUGGGAUCUCCAAGUCUUUUGGUGCGAUAGGUUGGUAGAUAGUUAAAAUUAUCAUUGUUUUUAUUGUCUGUUUGCAAUGACCAUAUAUCUUCCAUUGGGAUGUCCACCACCCUCCAAAAGGAUAUUCUCAGGAGAGGUGGUAUCUGCCUGUUACAUCCAUAUAAUUUUGAGACACUGUAAGAAAAGGAUUUGGUGCUCAGCUGUGUUAAGCGAUGAAACUGUUGCUCCCGGUACUUUGAUAAGAACACUAUUCAUAUGCCAAUUGGGAACAGUGGAAGACCUUGGCUGCGGGAGAGGAUAUCUGAUGGCAUUAGUGAGGGUUUAUCCUAUAUUAUUAAUGGCACAUUCUGAAGGAUUAUAUAUUUAUUGCAAAUUAUAUUAUAAUUAUGUGUUUUAGUUCUUGGUAUGUGGUGGGUUUUGUUUUGCACUGUGUACCAGGUUUCUAAGAUAAGCAGCCUCCUUUCUAAAAGGUAGUUUAGCAUUAGAGUUGUGCAUUAAUAUACCAGGGCAGAGUUAUGCUUGUAUAGUGUGCUUGUAAAUAUUUUAAUGUGUAUAACUGACUUCAAAGAUGUUGAUAUGGAAUGUCUGACCAUUGCAACUGUGUACAGUGACUCACAAAGUACUAUUUUUGGCAGCGAUAAUUAACAUUUUUAAUCUAGGCGGCAAGAAAAUUAACAAAAUUACAGUGUCUAUAAUUUUUAUGACAGAUUAAAUUAAAUAUUAUUUCAAAACUGUAUACAUGUUUUAAGGGAUCUCACAAGGAGGUUUUAAAAUGUUUGGUUACGUGGCUUGAAGACAAAUUGUUCUCUAAUUUUCUUGUAGAGCAAACACUGAAGGACACUGCACUAACAGAAUGAACAGGCUUUUCUGUAGGCAUGGUUCAGUGUUGCUGUAAACAGAACCUGUAGGACAAUAAAGAAACUUGCACAAUGGAAUAUUCACUUAUACUGGCCAUCCUUUUCAAAAAUUACAUAAUUACCAAUAUUCAUAACUGAUUCCACUUUAAAGUUGUUUGGACGUCCAUUUUAGUAGAUAGUUAGCACAUCCAUAAGUGGUCUGUUUCAUUUUGAAAUCUACAAGUAAAUUGGAGUUUCUGUACAUUUUAGUAACUUUAGCUGAUUUCGACACCACAGUAGCAUAGCGGUUAACGUGACAUUAUUCAGUUCAGGACAUCGGAGUUUGGAGUUCAGUUCCGAUAUCCUCUGUAAACAAGUUUGCAUCCUUCCCUUAAGAACAUGGUUUUCCUCUGGCGCUCCAGUUUCCUCUCACUGUCCAAAAGCAUACUGGUCAGUAGGUUACUGGUCAGUGUAAAUUGUCCUGUGAUUAGGCCGGGAUUAACUUGGUGGUUUCUGGGUGGCGAGGCUCGGAGGGCUGGAAGGGCCUGUUCCGCACUGUAUCUCUAAAUUUAAGAAAAUAAAUAAAUGUUUGGUGAAAUUUUACAGAACAUUGCAAAGGGGCACUGAAGUGUAUCGGGUAGCAGAAGCCAGGCAUAGUCCAGUAGAAUUCAGAACUGUUCCUCUACUGUCAGUUUAUUUCCUGUCCAUGACCACAGCUAAUUGAAACUAUAUCUUCCAUGUAAAAUCUGCACAAAGUAUAAUGCGCCUUAUGCCCAAGAUUUAUAUUUUAUUUAAAGUGUAUCAUUAACCAUAAAAUCAAAAAAUUUUAAUGUAAAUUCAUUUAGUGACAAUGCAGUCUUUUCUUUCAGCCCUAGCAUUUCAUUUCAUGUGUUCAUUCUGUCUGUGCUCUUUCCUUCAGUCAUAGAGCGCUACAGCAUAGAAACAGGUCCUUUGUGCCAUCUAGUCUGUGCCAUUUAAUGUCUCUCCUGCAGCUUUCCUCAGAAUGAGCUGGACUCAGUGAAAAGCCCGCCCCCUGUUCUAGAUACUUACUGGAGAUAACCUAUAUUAAUUGAACAGGUUUGGCUACUAUUCCAACAGUUGUUUCACUGUUACAGCUUGUUUGACCAUUGUAGAGAACACUGAAUCAGCCACGUAAUCACGCUGGGAUUUGCUGAAACUCUUGGUUGGUGGUCAGCUCAGGGCCACAGAACUCGGUGCUCAUGCUUUCAUUACCAGAGUGGUGGGGUUUAAACAUACCAGUGUCAUGUUACUCCACACCAUCUUCCAAAAUCCUUUUCUUUCAGAUUUACAAAGGAAUCAUUGUAGUUAGGCUUGUUGAGGAGUGUUUAACACAAAGGUGCUUGUGUUGCUUCAUUAUCUGCAUCGGCUUUUGGAAGAAUGGUGCUUGAAGCACAAUGUUGACAGUGCAGAGUUGGACUGGUAUGAACAGCUUUAGGGUAUACAACAGGAUGCCUGUUGCUGAGGAUGAAAUAUUUUUCUGCACCACAGGCAGGAAAGCUACGGAGAUUGCAUUUUAGUACGUUGAGUUUAUGUUAUUAUUUAUGUAGUCAGUUCUUUGCAAAACAAAAAAAAAGCCAAGAUAGUUUACUGUAUCAGUGUGAAAAACUACAGCACAUGUAUUGUUUAAUGAACUCUUGCAUAGAUUUAACUGGUAUCAUUGAACAAGUCAGACAAAAGAUAUGAGUGCCUUUUACAAAAUCUUGUCCAUCUGUAGAUGUUGUAGUGAAUGGUCCCUUUGACAUAUUUCCAAUAACCACUCAGUGGUUAAUGAAGAUCAUAGUGUAUGGAUGCCACAAGUUUUAGUGGGGAGAUUUUCCUAUCCUGAGAAGAGCUGUGUGAAAUGUAUCAUUUCAAACUGUUUUAAGUAAGAAAGCCAAAGUGAAGUGAAGAUGACAAAGCUGAGGAAGCCAGCAUUUGGAAUUUUUGAUUUUCAAUGCUGACAAAAUGUAACAGUUCAAAACUACAAUCCUUCAGACUGUGAAGGUAGGUAUUGAUUUUGAGUUCUGUUUUGUUAAUGCUACUGGAUGAGUGAACAAUUUAGAUGGGACUUGUUCAGAAUGAGAAUAUUUUAAAUCUUAAAUAUUUGCUCCUCAUUUGUUCAAAUGGGAGUACUAUGUGACAUUAGAUGGAGAUAGUCUGAACUGUUUGCUCAUCCUGAUUUCCUGUUUGCCUAUUAUGUUGUUUUUGAUAUGGAAAGCAUAAUGUGUCUGUAUGGAUCUCUCUAUGUGGUAUCAGAACAGUAUUAUGUAUACCACCUUUUACUCCAACAUGAAUCAGUGCUUUUCAAAGGUAAUAUUGUAAGUGGGCCUUUAAAAACAGUUGGCUGGGUCUGAGAAUUAUUAUAUACUGUCUAACUUUAUUUUCUGUUGAGCUUUGCAUCUAUGAUCUGCUUCAUUGUCAUAGUAACACCAGAGCAAAUGAACUUGCAAUAAGCUUUGCCACCAAUUUAACCUGAAUUACUAGGUACAUUUUUUAGCUCUCUGGUACAGUGAAGUAUUUCUGUGGGAUUAGGCACAAUAUUUACAGCAGCAGUUUGCAUUAGGAAUUGAGUUAAUGUUUUUAUUGCUUUAAUCUUUGCAGUAAUUCCCUCAUGGUUGGCAAUGUCCAUGUUUCACACCUGUUUUGACUUAAAUCUUUAAAAACCUUUUCUCUUUUAGUGUUACGGGAAUAUACCGUAUAUUCUCAGCAAGUGGUGGGUAGGGAAGUAUAGUUGAGUGCUUACAAGGCCAUGAGACUGCCCCUCUUGUUUAGUAAGGUUGUGGCUGAUGUGUGUUCAAACUACAUAUCAAUCUUUAUUUAACAUAAACUUUAUUAACAUAAUCCUUCAAUCUCAGAUUUAAAAUUAAAAAUAAUGUAUCAUCAGUUGUGAUUGAUAAUUGAGUUCAAGUUCAUUUUAUUGUGUUUACAGCCAAAUGAAACAAUGUUCCUUCAGACCAAGGUGAACACAGUACCUGUAACUCACACACAAAACAUAAAAUAAUAUUACCACGAAUAAAUUAACAAGUAAUAAGGUGCAUAUACGAUACCAGUUAAGUGUAACUCUACUGGCACUUCAUACUUGAAGCUCCGAUCUUUCACUGUUGCUUAAAUAUAAAGUUGUUUUCUUGCUUUGCUGUUGAAUGUGUUCAUUCUAAUUUUAAACCCUGUGUUUCAGUCAUAGAUUCCCCAAUCAACAGAAAUAGUCUCUUUGCCAAUGGUCCCAUUUGCUAUAUUGAAUGAUAUCAUCCUUUAUUUUUCUAAAUUUUAGGGAAUUUGUCCUUUAUUUUGGUUAUUUUUAAAUUUUGGCAAUGGGAAGUUAUUCUGGUAAAACUGCACUGCAGACCUCCAAAGCAAAUACGUUGCUGAGGGAUGCUAUCCAGAACUGCUUAAAACACUCUAGCUGAGGUCUAACCAGGAUUUUAAUUAGCACUGAUAUGUUAUUUCUUCUAUCUUUCUGUAUUCUGUUUCUUCGGAUAGGCUAACUUUCCAGUAGAUUUUCAUUAUUUUUGUGACAUUGUAAUGAUCCCCUCUGUGAACUUCUGUCUCUUUGGACCUUCUGCUCUUUUAGUCUUGCACUGUUUAGAAAUUUCUCACUGUCCAAGGAGUAUGAGCGGCUCUGUAACCUCUAGUGAUGAUGCUUUUACUUGCACUGUUUACAAUCGUGGCUUCCUCGCUUUCCAUUGAAGCCAUUAAUAAAAACAGAGAAGAGUCGUUUUACAGGUCACUGCCUGUAUCAGCAUUUGCUUGUUACCUUGCCACUUCCUUAACCAGACUAGUACUGUAUUUGAUUCCAAACGCUUAAACUUUUGCAUUGGUUGACUUUGUAAUGAUAUUUCUCCAUUCACUACUUCAGGGAAUUGGAUCAGCUUCUGGGGCAUGGCCAUCUUCACAAAUCAUCUCUGGCUCUCAUUCACCGCCACUAUGUUCAAUCACUUAGUCCAUCCAGACCUCAAUUCCCUGGCUACAGAUGUGAUGGUAAUUGAUAUACAAUUCCCUGCUCGCUUAAAUAAUGAAGUAAUCUGCACAAUUUUUCCAGUUUAUAGGAAAAAUUCCCAAAUCAAGGACAAUGCAGGUUUCUAUUGGAUUCUGAAAGGUUCUAGCCUGGGUUGGAACCUGCCUGGUCCUGGUGAUUUGUUGUUCUUUAUUAUAUUACCAUUGAUUUCUUUAUGCUUAACUUUUUGUGAACCUCUGCCUAGUUGAGUUUGUUUUCUUGUUUCCUUGGGUUAUCUUCCUGUGUUGUAAAUACUGAUGCAAAGUAUUUUCAUUCACCAUUUGCCCUUUCUUCUUGCCUGGACAUUAUUUUCAUGAAAUUUUUUAGUAAUAAUGUUAUUCAUACUGGCAAAAUUUUCAUGUAUGUUAUUGAUGGGUAGAUGACCUGUUUAAAUCCUGUGUAAUUCUAGCAUUCUAGUUGUGGGAAUCUAUCUGCCUGCUUCCAAGAAUUUCAGCAUUUAAAAGGGAAAACGGAACAAUAGCUACAGUUCUAUUUUCUGUCCACUGUAUUUUCAGCUUGAUAUCAAAGCUUGUAUGUAUUGUAUAAAUGCAGUGCUUAUAGACCAACCUGUAGUGUUGAGUGAGUGUGCUCUUGGAGAACGAUUAUUUUACAUCUUCUGUAAUGAGUGAUUUCUUGUGGAAUUCUGCUUUAGUGGGGCUGAAUGAAAAUGCAAUUCAUGCUGUGAAUGCUGAGGGAAUGAAAGUGUGCUUUUGUACGAAAAGCUAUCACUGGGCACCAUAUGAAUACAAAAACAGUACAAAUUCACAAUGUAUCUGUCUCACUUUCAACAGGAUGUAAUUGCUGGGAUGAGGACAUCAGUAAGGGAGUGAACACAGUGAGUUGUGCUAAAGUGCUAUCUUGCACCUGUAAUUUCUAGCACACCAUAUUAAAGCAGAGAUAUCAUUUGACCUGUCGAGUCUGUUCCAGUUCAAUGCAAGAAAUAUCGCCAUUCCCACCAGCACAAUUGCCCUGUGAGUUCUUGCCUUCCCCAGGAUCAUCCAGUUCCCUUUUCAGACCUGAUCCUUCCCUUGAUCUGCCCUUUCUAUACCCUGUUGUAACCCCUUCAGAACUUCUCUGAAAACAAUCACAGCUCUUCUAGUCUUUCUGUCACCCAGAAAUAUUUGAAUAGAUCUCUCUCCAAAGUCUUGACAUUUCUCUCUAUCAACAUGCAAUAUUCACAAACUGCUGGAUGAACUCAGCAGGCCAGGCAGUAUCCGUGGAAAAAGAAGUAUAGUCAAAGUUUUGGGUCAGAAUCCUUCGGCAGGAGUGGAGAAAAAAAGCUGAGGAGUAGAUUUUAAAGAUGGGGGGAGUGGAAAGAGAAACACAAGGUGAUAGAUGAAACCUGGAGGGGGGGGGAUAAAGAAAACUGGGAAGUUGAUUGGUGAAAGAGACAGAAGCCAUGGAAGAAAGAAAAGGGGUGAGGAGCAUCAGAGGAGGUGGCAAGGAGAUAAAGGUGAGAUAGGGAAAGGGAAUGGGAAAUGGUAAAGGAGGGGUGUGGGGGGGGGGGGGGGCAUUACCAGAAGUCUGUGAAAUCAAUGUUCAUGCUAUCAGGUUGGAUGCUACCCAAGUGGAAUAUAAGGUGUUAAGUGUGGCCUUAUCAUGACAGUGGAGGAGGCCAUUAAUGGACAUAUUGGAAUGGAAAUGGGAAGUGAAAUUGCUGCUUUCUGUGGGGAUUGCUCCCUACGUGGCUCCUUUCUCCAUUUGUCCCUCUCCAGUCCUGUAAGGGUUUCGGUCUGUAUCAUUGACUGGUCUUUUUUCCACAGAUGCUGCCUGGCCUGCUGAAGUUCUUCAGCAUUCUGUGUGUGUUGCUUGGAUUUCUAGCAUCUGCACAUUUCCUCUUGUUUGUGAUUGCAUCUCUGUAUGGAACCUAGUGGAUAUCUGGCAGAAAAACAGGUUGGAAUGAACUGAAUAGGCUGAAUGGCCUGUUUUUGUGCUGGAGUGUUGUAUGACUUUAUUAGCCACCCUCUAUCCUUCUAUUAUCUCACAUGUGGCUAGCAUGAUAUACACAUCUCAUCCAUGGCCCUGUCAUUCUUUCCCUAUCUUUUUGAAGAGUUCUAGCAUAUGCUUGGUUGGGCCCCAGGUAUCCAUCCAUCUCUAUGUACUUUAAAAUCACCAGCAUCCCCUGUUUGUAAUGUGGGUAUGUUUUAAAACACGCACGCACACACACACGUGCCCCCCCCCCCCCCCCGGAGGAACACAGCAGGUCAGGCAGUAUCUGUGGAAGGGAAGAAACAAUCAACAUUUUGGGCCGAGACCUUUCAUCAAGACAUUGGGAUUUGGCCCAAAACACUAACUGUUUAUUCAUUUCUAUGAACGCAAUGCCAUGGUAGCAUAGCACAAUGUUAUUACAGCUCGGACUGUUCUGGAGUUCCGAGUUCAAUUCCUAUGCUAUCCUGUAACAGCUUUCUGUGUCCUCCCAGUGGGGUGCAUGGAUUUUCUCUGGCUAUUCCAGUUUCCUCCCACAGUCCAAAGACAUACCUGGUAGGUUAAUUGAUCAUUGUAAAUUGUCCUGUGAAUAGAUCAGAGUUGAUCGGGGUUGGUGGGGUGGCAUGUCGAAAGGCCGGAAAGACCAACUCUGUGCUGUGUCGCUAAAUAAAUAAACAGACAAACGAAUGGACAAAUGAAUACUCCAUCAUGUCAUGCUACUUUCAAGGAUGGGUGAACACAUACAACUGGUCCCUCUGUUCACAACUAUUGUCUCUAUACUUUUUGCCAAAGUACGAUAUCAUUUCACACACCUCUGGGUUAAGUUUGUUUGCAUUUUGCCUGCCCAUUCACUUAGCUUGUCUGCCAACUAGAAAUGUAAUGUCUUCUCCUUCAUCACUACCAUACUUGCACAGUCUGAAACAUCACGUGGAGAUGUUGCCCUGCACACCAUAUCAAAAUCAAUAAACUACGGAAUGAAAAGUAGUGUUCCUAACACUGACCACUAAAGGGUGGCACUGAGUUCCAUCCUCACUCGAUAGUUCAGCACCUCUCUAUGCUUGCUGCCUUUAAGACCAUUUUCAUUACAUGCAGAUGGAAUCUAGAGCAAACUUUCAUGUUGGAAUUUAUCAGUUGCCUCCUGAAAAUCCACGCAGUUGACAUUGACUAACCUCUGGUUUCACAUCAAAAACUUCUUAUUGAUUUGUCUUUAAUAAAUCUCCACUGGCUGUCUCUUAUCAUCUCUAUGGGAUUAAAAUAGAUGGGGUGCCCACUGGUCAGCAUGGGUGGAUGGGCUGAAUAGCUUAUUUCCAUGCUGUGUACCUAACUUAGAGUCAGAGAGUACUUCAGCACAAAAUCAGGCCUUUGGCCCUUCUAGUCCAUUGGAAGCUUGUUUUUCUGUCUAGUCCCAUCAACCUGCAGCUGGACCACAGCUCUUCAUACCACUCCCAUCCAUGUACUUACACAAAUUUCUCUUAAAUAUUGAAAUCAAGCUUGCAUCCACCACUGCUGCUGGCAGCUUAGUUCACACUUUCACCACCAUCAGAGUGAAAGUUUCAUAUUACCUUAAAUAUUUCACCUUUCACCCUUAACCCAUGACCACCAGUUGUAGUCUCAGCCAAACUCAGUGGGAAAAGCCUGCUUGCAUUUACCCUGUGUAGACCCUAUGCUUAUCCUCUUCUGUAAGUGCCAAUAAUUUUUUUUUCUUUAACUGGUGUUCCUUAAAAGUUUCUCCACCACCAAGAUUAAACUGACAGCCUCCAUUGCCUGGGAUCCGUGUACUCGUCCUUUAUUUGACUGUUUCUUCCUUUCAAUCUAAUGCACUCAUUUAAUCUCACUAUAACGCACCAAUUACCUUUUAUCAUUAUUUGUUCCUGCCGCUCUAUGAUAGGCAAUGCAGGAAGCAGAUUUGAACAUUAUCACAUUGACCAAAAAUACUGGUAUAUUGUUUUACAAAACGAAUCAAAGAAGUGAAGGUAUUCUGCAGAAUCCAUAAUAUCUCUACAGCUGCACCUAAGGGACUGCAUACCCAUACUGAUCUUUCAGCAAAGUUAGACAAUAAGUAGAUUUGGUUUGCAUUCUUUGAAAUGUUUAGUUCAUAAACGUCGAACACUACAGGCCCUUUAGUCCAUCAUGUUAUGCCUACCUACAUAACCCUCCAUUUUUCUAUCAUUCCUGUGUCUUUCUAAUCAGACUACAUUUCUCCAAAUGCUUGCAAAUCCUGUCUCUCAUAAUCUUCUCCAGUAGUUUGCUCACCACUGAGGUAAGACUCAUAGGUCUAUAAUUCACAGGGUUAUCAGUAUUCCCUUUCUUCAACAAAGAAAUAUCAGUUGCCACUCUUCAAUCAUCUGGUAUUACUCCCAUGGCCAGUGAGGAUGCCAAGAUCAUAGUUAAAAUAAAUAUUUUGGAAUUUAUAUAAUGAAGUCAAAGUCUGAUACUUAUUUCAAUGCUCAGCUGUUGAUGUAUGAACAUCUUUUCAAAAGAUCAAAUAUAUUAACAAAUUAAUGUGAAGUCAUUUAUAUAUAUAUGUAUAUUGAUUUAAUCAGUGUACAGCUCAGAACAAUUACACAUCUUCCACUUGUGUUCCACAAGUAAAGACAAAGUGUUCGAAUAUUCAGAAGUCAGGCCAGCAACUGUGAAGAAAAAUGCAGUUAACAUGUUUUUUUCACUUACCAGUAGAAUAAAAAAUAUUAGGAACAAUCAGCUGUUGAAAGUGAAACAGUUAAAGUGUCCCUUUGUUAGAACUGAGAAAGAAACCAAGUUUGUUGUCAGUGGUGAACUGGGUGUGGUGGGUAGAACAAAGGGAAUAUCUGUGACAGGAUGAGAUGGUGAAUGAAGCUGGCAGUAGGAGAUUCAGCUAAUAUUAAGUGAACAGCAAGGGUAUGGACUGAUCUCAGAGCAAGUGAUAAAAAUAAAGUUGUGAUGGAAGGCAACAGUGUACUGAGAAGGAGUUGUGUCUGUGUUGGCAGUCAUUGUGUCAAUGCAGGAUGUUGGAGAUACAGUACUCACUUUCCUGGCUCCAGACAUUGGGAGGAGACAUUAGCUCUGUCUCUCCACUGUUAUGAUCAGGGAUGCUACACUUUCCCAUUGCUUUCUGUACGUAUCUGCAGUUUGAUAACUGUAAACAUUGAAGUGCCCAAUCUGAGGAAGGCUGAUGUGGACGUUGGUCAUACCUUUGAUGUAUUGUUUACACCUUGUCCACUAUGAGGUUGGUGUGUAGGCACACUCAUGUUCUGGCACCACGGAGACAAAGACCAUGUUACUGUGAAAGGACCUUUGUGCCAGCCUACUAACAAUGGCCCAGUAUUCAGCUUUAAAGUAAGUUAAUAGUUCGAGCAGUAUUUUCUACAUGUUGACAUUACCACUACAAACUUCACUAUUACACACAAUUCUGAUGCUCACCUGUAUAUUAAGAAGCUUUUUAUUAGUGAGGUAAGUUGGCUUAAUAACAGUUUUGCUUAAAACCUUCUUGUAAAUACAGGUUGUUUGGUGCUAACUAACCAUGCUGUGAUAACACAGUUGUUCCAGUCUCCUGAUUAAAUUGGGCAGCAGAUUAGAGUGCUGUUGCCAUACAGGGCAUGCUGACAGCUUCAGAUCUACACUCAGCAUUCCAGUUGUGAUCACAGCUGUGAGCUAACCAAGGUGCAGCUUGGGUGUCUCUUCAGAAACCUCUAUCAAUCUACCACUGAGUUGGUACAAAUCCUGUACAGAUUAAUCCUCUGGCAGUGCCACUAAUGUGGGUAUGAUUACUUGCCAGCUUUACUGAUGGAGUUAUUUCUCUCAGAAUAGAAUAAAUAACAGAAAUUACAAUGUAUGAUUUUGGCCUUUAAAGACACAGUAUGUUUGGAGGACAGUACAGAACUAUGGAAUCUGACAUAAUUUGAGGAAAUUACUGUGGUGGAACAGUGCUAGUGUGGGGAGUCCGGAUUCUCCAGAACCAUGGAACAGUGUCCGUGUGGAGAGUCCGGGUUCUCCAGAACCAUGGAAUAGUGUCCGUUUGGAGAGUCCAGGUUCUCCAGAACCAUGGAAUAGUGUCCGUGUGGAGAGUCCGGGUUCUCCAGAACCAUGGAAUAGUGUCCGUUUGGAGAGUCCAGGUUCUCCAGAACCAUGGAAUAGUGUCCGUGUGGAGAGUCCGGGUUCUCCAGAACCAUGGAAUAGUGUCCGUUUGGAGAGUCCGGGUUCUCCAGAACCAUGGAAUAGUGUCCGUGUGGAGAGUCCGGGUUCUCCAGAACCAUGGAACAGUGUCCGUGUGGAGAGUCCGGAUUCUCCAGAACCAUGGAACAGUGUCCGUGUGGAGAGUCCGGGUUCUCCAGAACCAUGGAGCAGUGUCCGUGUGGAGAGUCCGGGUUCUCCAGAACCAUAGAACCGUGUCCGUGUGGAGAGUCCGGGUUCUCCAGAACCAUGGAACAGUGUCCACGUGAAGAGUCCAGGUUCUCCAGAACCGUGGAACAGUGUCCGUGUGGAGAGUCCGGGUUCUCCAGAACCAUGGAACAGUGUCCGUGUGGAGAGUCCGGGUUCUCCAGAACCAUGGAACAGUGUCCACGUGAAGAGCCUGGGUUCUCCAGAACCAGGGAACAGUGUCCGUAUGGAGAGUUCAGAUUCCAAGAAUCCCUCUCAGUAUCUUAGUUAUCUAACUCCUUUAUUGACUCCCAUGUAAACAUUGAUUUAUGCUGCCUUAUUCUGUUAUUUUUUAAGAAUAGCAUCACUCACAACCAGAACUGAACUUGGUCAUCAUAUUUGAAGAGUAUUUAAUUUAUAAAGUGUGUUUAUUUGUGCAGGAGGAAACAGGUUGGUGUUUCAGAAAUGUUCCAGCGUUCACAUUUUCUAACAAACUGAAAAAGGUAAUUUCAACCUUAGGGUUGGUUCUGGCACUUAUUCUCAAAUCAUGAAUGUUUCAGAUUGGACAGUAUCAAGUCUGUGCAGGUAGGGUCAAAGUUGGAUUCAGAUAUGUUUAAUUGAGUUUCAAAUAUUGUACAGAAUUAGAGUUUAAUGGAUUGUGGCUGCUUGGCAGGUCACAGCUCAUACAUCAAAAAGGAAACAGACAUUAAAAUGGAACUGUUUGUAACUGACCCAUGCUGACUGAGAAAUAUUUUGCCGUGUGUUACUGCAGGACAUCUUCCUGCCACCAACUCAGUGACAGCUAACACAGUGAGAAUUGGAAUCACAUGGUUUCUCAGUAUUUUCUGUUGUUUAUGAGAUUCAGAUGAAUGAGAUAACAUCGCGGUCUGCAUUAACAUAACUUUCUUGCAAUGAGUUUGUAAUUCUAAUGGAAAACAUCUCCUUAAGUAAACUCUAGUUACCAGAUAAUGAAAACCACUCAGGUUUACAUCAGAGAUCCAUGUGAACAAAUACCUCACUAAGGCACCACCCAGUUUAUAAUAAACUGUUGUGAUGAUGUAUUAUUCCGCUACUUCAAAUGUCUUCUGUAAUGAGAAUGUUUUGUAUGCUUCAUGUAAAUUAAACCACUUUUUAGCCCUAUAAUGUGCAGAAUUCUUUUGUUCUGUCAAUUAAAUAAAUUAUUAUAUUUGUGA